Messenger RNA from Meleagris gallopavo (turkey), 3489 nucleotides. It is a transcript of the gene MRE11, whose product is annotated as MRE11 double strand break repair nuclease. Gene Ontology annotation, molecular function: 3'-5'-DNA exonuclease activity; single-stranded DNA endonuclease activity; manganese ion binding. Gene Ontology annotation, cellular component: site of double-strand break; Mre11 complex; nucleus. Lineage: Eukaryota; Metazoa; Chordata; Aves; Galliformes; Phasianidae. The record is from RefSeq and is a predicted model, not a curated record. Gene Ontology annotation, biological process: meiotic DNA double-strand break formation; mitotic intra-S DNA damage checkpoint signaling; mitotic G2 DNA damage checkpoint signaling.
CUACCAGCGGGCGGAAUCUCGCGAGAACGGCGCGGUGCUCUGCCGGGUGCUAUAGAAACGGCGUGAGGGGGCCGCGGCGCGAGGGUAGGGCCUUGGGCUGUGGGUGCGUUCUGUCAGCCCGUUCUGUCGGCCGGGCGGGGCCGGCUUCGGGGAUAGCGCCGCUUUCACGGUGCCCCGGAUGCAUCUGUGACACCAGGAACCGGUUCUCUGCCCUCUCUGGCUGUGCUUGGAGCCUUUUUUUGAGGAAUCCUAGCAGGAAGAUGAGUGCCGUCGGCUUGCAGGAUGAUGAAGAUACUUUUAAGAUACUGAUUGCUACUGAUAUUCAUCUUGGCUAUUUGGAGAAAGACCCAGUGCGUGGAAAUGACACGUUUGUAACUUUUAAUGAAAUUUUGGAGCAUGCUCAAAAAAAUGAAGUGGACUUUGUUUUAUUAGGUGGGGACCUCUUUCAUGAAAACAAACCUUCCAGAAAAACAAUACAUACUUGUUUAGAGUCACUAAGAAAAUACUGCAUGGGUGAUCGUCCUGUUCAGUUUGAAGUUCUGAGUGAUCAGGCAGUUAAUUUUCAGUUCAGCAAGUUUCCAUGGGUGAACUACCAGGAUGAAAAUCUCAACAUUUCUAUGCCAAUUUUUAGUAUUCAUGGCAAUCAUGAUGAUCCCACAGGGGUGGAUGCACUGUGUGCACUGGAUAUUUUAAGCUGUGCAGGAUUGCUGAAUCAUUUUGGACGUUCAACUUCCGUGGAGAAAAUAGAUAUUAGCCCCAUUUUAUUACGUAAGGGUAGAACAAAAAUUGCUCUGUAUGGCUUAGGGGCCAUUCCAGAUGAGAGGUUGUAUCGUAUGUUUGUCAAUAAACAAGUAACCAUGCUGAGACCAAAGGAGGAUGAAGACAGUUGGUUUAACUUGUUUGUGAUUCAUCAGAAUAGAAGCAAACAUGGAGCCACAAACUACAUUCCAGAGCAGUUCUUAGAUGACUUUAUUAAUCUUGUUGUGUGGGGUCAUGAACAUGAGUGUAAAAUAACUCCAGCCCAAAACGAACAGCAGCAUUUCUAUGUUACUCAGCCAGGAAGUUCAGUGGUGACGUCUCUGUCUCCAGGAGAAGCCGUAAAGAAGCAUGUUGGUUUGCUGCGUGUUAAAGGAAAAAAAAUGAAAAUGCAGAGGAUUGCUUUAGAGACCGUACGAACUUUCUAUAUGGAAGAUGUUGUCCUGGCUGAUCACCCAGAACUGUUUAAUCCUGACAAUCCUAAAGUAAUUCAGGCAAUACAAGCAUUCUGCAUGGAAAAGGUUGAAAUGAUGCUGGAUAAUGCAGAAAGAGAACGCCUUGGAAAUCCACGCCAGCCAGAGAAGCCUCUCAUUAGAUUACGAGUUGAUUACACGGGUGGCUUUGAGCCAUUCAUCAUCCAUCGUUUCAGCCAGAAGUUCAUGGAUAGGGUGGCCAACCCAAAGGACAUCAUACAUUUUUUCAGACAUCGUGAACAAAAAGAGAAAAACGACAAUGAUCUUAAUUUUGGAAAGCUGUUUAGCAGACCUGCUUCUGAGGGGGUGACACUGAGAGUGGAAGACCUUGUAAAGCAGUAUUUUCAGACAGCAGAGAAGAAAGUACAACUUUCACUUCUAACUGAAAGAGGAAUGGGAGAAGCAGUGCAGGAGUUUGUGGACAAAGAAGAAAAAGAUGCCAUAGAGGAACUGGUGAAGUUUCAGCUAGAGAAAACACAAAGAUUUCUUAAGGAGCGUCACAUUGAUGCGGAGGAAGUAAAAAUAGAUGAGGAGGUGCGAAAAUUUCGGGAGAGUAGAAGAGAAAACACUGAAGAGGAGGAUGAGGAAGUUCGAGAGGCAAUGACGAGGGCUAGAGCUCAAAGGUCCAAGGAUGUGGUUCUAGACUCAGCCUCCAGUGAUGAAGAACUCAUGGAUACAGGGAUGAAAGCCUCUGGUGAUUCAGAUGAUGACAUUCCCACAACACUGAGCCGAGGAAGGGGUAGAGGAAGGGCAAGAGGUGCAAGAGGGCAAAAUUCAACAGCAAGAGGGUCAUCUCGAAGGGGAAGAGCCUUUAGGUCUUUGAAACCAGAGCCUUCCCAGAGUGCAUCUAAAUUUUUCUCUGAGGAUAUUAUAGAUGAUGAAUUGGAUCUAGAAGAGUCUCAUAUUAAUCUUUCCUCCAAAACAAACCAAAGGUUCUCAGCUAUGUCUUCAUUUAGUAAAAGAGGUUCACAAAGCCAAACAUCCAGAGGAGUUGAUUUUGAGUCAGAUGAGGAUGACCCGUUCAAAAACACUGCAACAUCACGAAGAAAGAAAUGAUCUCUGCCUUGUUACGCAGAAGAGGCUGUGAAGUAAAUGGAAAGCAGUUUGCAAGGCAUACUCUGCAUGGCAUUUCUCUGUACGUGAUAGUUUGCCUUCAGCCUUCACUUCUAUGAAAUGUUUUGAGUAGCACCAAAUUGAGUAUCAUUGGGUUUUACAUUAAUUGGUGCAUAUAGAUACGAAUGCAUACUUGGGCAGCAAGACAUUUAUUUUCACUUUUCUACAGUUACAGUUAAAAACUCUUAAAGAGUAAUAAUUUAAUCCAACAAUGCUGUUUUCAGUAAUAAAGCUGGAAAAUAUUCUAAUACUUUCAACUUAACAGGAGAACUAAACCCACUGUGGCAUUGUUACUAAAUGUCAGAGUACACAGAAGUUACUGCUGCUGUGUAGUUCAAGAGCUGGCAAGUAGUUCAGAUAGAACUGCGUUCUCAAUGUUUACCUUGUUAGUAGGAUUUAAGAGCUAGAACCUUACAGCUUCACGAGGAAUGCUGAUUGAAGAGUAAAGCAAUGACCUAGUAACAAGCAUGCCAUUGCCUCUUACCAUUUUCUUAGCUAACAGUUUUUCAAGUGUCUAUUGCCAUGCUCUUCCUAAAAUGUCAUCGCUGUUUUUCAAAAGAUUUCUUCAUGUGAGGCUUUUAAAAUAUGGUACUUGGUUCACAGUGGGGGAAGCACUCCUGUUGAGGAUCCAAGACCCAUCUCUCCUUCCCCUUUUCUUCCUCUGUGCCCCACUCUGCAGAAGUGGUGUUCUACAGCUGCAGCCUUUAGGAUUAGCUGAGGGAAAAGCUGGAAGUGUUCACCAGCUUAUACCCCAACGUGUCUGAGAAACACCAAAUGAGUAAUUGAAGCCAUGCUUUUGCAUUUCUGUGUCCUCUAUCUGAGAGGUUGGGCGUUUAUGGUGUUCUGGCUCUCACUAAACAUGACUGUUACUUCAUGUACACGUGUGCUGUAGCAGCAGACCUUUGAGCUUCCUGAAGACUUCCAUAGAAAUGAUCAGGUCAGUCAAAUUUCUAAUGUAAAGCUCAGGAGCAAUUUGCAAAGAAGUGAUAUUGCUUGAGAUAUUAGGAGAUAAUUUGGUGUGUCUUUACUUUCAUAAAGAGCUGUCACAGCUAUCAUAAUGUUACCUAUGCAAAUAAAAAGCUGUUGUAAAUGCCCUCCAAGAUAAAGGUUUACAUUUUUUUUAAAUAAACUGUUUCUGUUUAAUAAA